Molecule: messenger RNA, 1590 nt
Organism: Giardia duodenalis
Lineage: Eukaryota; Fornicata; Diplomonadida; Hexamitidae
Exons: 1
Coding region: 1-1590 (529 amino acids)
Source: RefSeq, a predicted model, not a curated record
AUGAGUUCGUUCUUAUCUGCAGAUACUCAUAGCACUUUGGCGCCAUAUCUGUCAGCAGAGGUAACUCAUAAGGAUUUUCGUUCUGGGAUCUACGGCGAUAGCGCCUCAACCCAGAAAGGACAGCAUCUGUUGAAGCACCAGAACCAAUACAUUGAUGGCCUCUUAAUAGAUAAAGAGGCAGAUCUUGCAAGUCAUGUGCAGCGGAUCUUCGAUCUUAACGACCCAAUAAGGCGCUUGUAUCUGCUCUACCUUUCGCAACAAGCCGACAUUACAGAGGUGGAGGUCUGCCUUUUAAAGGAGAUCAUGUGCCUGCGGGCCAUUGUUGUGGGCUAUCUAGAAUACACCGAUACAUGGCAUGAGCAUCUCCAGGUACUACCGCUGAGCGCGUCAUUUCGUACUCUAAGUGCAAGCCUAGCUUCUCGUCUGAGUGAAGAGUUGACAGAGAGGCUAGACAGGCUCACAAAUACAUGUGCAGUUCAGACAGUGGCACAAAGCAUGACCAGUGUUCACACUCAAACCUUGAAUCAAGGUUUGUCUAGAGCACUUGCUGCUAGUGGGUUAGCAGAUGAAAGCGAUGCACUCAUCACAAGUGCUGUUUCUUCUAGCGGGGUCAGACUCCCAACACAGACACAUAAUCCGCUUGUUAGCAAAGUGAAGCAGUUACAUGACCUUCUUGCAGAAAAAGAGGCCCGCAUUGCAGAGCUUUCUACAGAUCUCGCUGAGGCACGCCAACAAAUAGCUAAUCAUCGCGAUUCGUUACAUAUUACAGAUUUGUAUACGGAGAAGCAAUCUGGCUUCUCUGGGCCAUUUCCAGCCAGCCAAGAUUCUAAGUUGGUUGUUAAACAGAGAUCUACAAGCGCAGGGGUGUAUACGGCAAAAUCUGCAUGUGAGCCGCUAGUAGCUCCAUCUCAGAGAGCCUCUUCCAUACCAGAUCAUCAAAAUGCCCACAGUAAUACCCAGACAAUCGUCUCGGCUGAACUAGUGCCAAAGACAGUGCUAGUGAAUCUACACAAGUCUAUCUCGGAACGAGACACUCUUCUGGCAGAAAAAUGUGAAAUAAUAACCACUCAACAGAAAGAGAUUUCUUGGUUGAAGGAGAUGUUGCGAAUGCAUGAAGCAGAAAAAGAAAGAGUUGCCCUACAGUCGACCACGUGCCACCAACCAGCUUCGCUCGUGCAAUCUAAUACUAUAGAGUCUGAUCACCCACUAGAUAAGCGGAACAGUAGAGUGUCUUUUAGCAUGGAUGCUUCGACACCAUCUAAGCGGGCUCGUUCUAAGAAGUCCCGAACAGUCGAGGCAAUGAUUGACGCCCUAGAGUUAGAGUCGCAGGUGAUGUCCCUGAAAAACCAAAUCUCUAAACUCCCCGCAUCUGAAGAUCUGGUUGAGGAUGCGGUGACCCGCUUAGCAUUCCUCGAGCAAGAACUUACUCAGAAGUCCAUCAGCUUGACAGACCUUAAGGCCUCUGCAGGCUCACCUCUCAGCCAAGCCGUCUCUCCACAGGUUUUUGACGACGAUAUCUCCAGAUUGAUUGCUGAUCACCAAGCGGUCUUUGCAACGGUUGAACGGUCCCUCUCACAAGCAACCAAAUGA